AUGAAUUUCAAACCUUCAUCAAUAUUCACAUUAUUCAUUAUUAUCUGUCUUAUUACAAUCACCACUGCCCAGAGUAAUUUGCCUGAUUGUAGAGGUAAUCUAAAAAACAUUAAUGUAAUAUCCCCAACACCAGAGGAAACUAUUCCAAAUGAAGGUUCAAUUAAUAUUUCAUACGAAACUACUCAACCACAAGAGGGUGAAGUCAUUUCCCUUCACGUCAUUUUGCUCGAUGAGAGUAAAGCUAAGGUUUAUGAAGUCGUAGCUGAUCAGAAAUUAGAUGGGCAACCGCACCAAGCCAGUGUUCCCUGGCAACGUAUUAAAGAUAAUUCAACCGUUUAUAUUCAAUUCUUUGAAAACUAUCUUUCAGCUGAUCAACAUGUCACCCGAAUUUCUUGCGACAUAAAGCUUCACAAUACUUCGUCACAAGAUAAUAAGUUAGUGAAUAAACAAAUUGUGGAAGAAAUCUAUUCAAGAAUUCAACAUACGAUAAAUCCUAUUGACGCCGGUGAUCGUGUACUUGUCGCAAUAAUCAAAGCUCUAAUUGCUUUAAAUAAUGAACCAUCAAGUCCAAGACAACUUGCGGAUUGUAUACAGGAUUAUGACUUUACACAGUUAGGUGGGCAGACCCCGUUUGCCACAGUGUCGGGUCACAUAUCAACUCAUUUCUCUCGUGUCCGUCAACGAAUAAUUCCAAAGCCAAUUAUAGGGAAGCAGCCUCACCCAACGAUUACAAAGAGAUCAUUAUAUUAUUUUCUGGAUCCUGACAACGUUUUACGAGAUUUACUUUCAGAGUACUUUCCGGCUCAAACACCACCGGAUUCACCAACCACAACCAUAAGUGAGGAUCAAAGUUACGCUGACACUCCAACGACGCCGUCGGAUAACAAAGAUGUCAACUUUAUAGAAACAAACGGUGAAUCUAUCAGUGAUACCGAAAAUCAAUCCCCUCAACAAAAAAAUCUUCAGAAUAUCCGAGCAAAAGCUCCAACGAUUGAAACUGCUGCUGCGCCUCAUGGAAAUGCAGGUGACACGAAGGACAGGACGAAAAGGUCAUACGAUACAGGGGAGAGGAAUGCUGUGAUACAACCCUUAUCCCUUAAUUAUUUGCCCCCAAAUCCAACACGUAAUCCUGAAUCACCGAGGGUCCCCUUAACCCCUGACAUACAUAUAAUGAGAAUAAAUGGGUUAGAAGUUUUCACGACCAGAGCAAAGAAUGGGACCGUGUUGUUGCGCAGAGUUGACAAUGGUUACGUUGACAAAUAUUCAUUAUUAGAAGCUGGUGGACGGAGGGCGAGAAACAGCGAUCGAAAAUGGAUUUCAUUGGAGGAAGCACAGAUAUUGGCAUCAGAACUAAAUAUAGAGCAAAAUCUUGGCAUAUUGCUUUAUGAAAGACUGUUCGAUUAUUUCGAUGUUGAUUUGGAUUAUGCUAAUACGUCUAAUGGUUGUUGCGCAGGUCUCGCGUAUUGGUUUCAAUGCGUUAGUCCCAAAAAAAUUUUCCUUGAAUGA
Funneliformis caledonium is the source of this 1506-nucleotide messenger RNA. The record is from the annotation of a GenBank genome assembly. NCBI's taxonomy places the organism in Eukaryota, Fungi, Glomeromycota, Glomeromycetes, Glomerales, Glomeraceae.